UAAAUCACCCCCCUUCAAACAGCAACAAAAUGUGGUGCAUUGUGAAUUUGCCGAACGGUACCCAGCAGGCUGUCAAAUGGGAUCCCAAAGCCAUUGGCCAAGAAUGCUUAGAAAAGGUCUGCAAAGCCUUGGACAUAAUCUGUGAAAUGGAAUAUUUCGGUCUGGAACAUUGGGCGCCAAAUCAAAAAGAGUCACGUACCCGCCAAUGGAUCAACUUGCGUAAUCGCCUAUCCUGUGAUGGUACCGGCGGCAGUGGUAUACCCUUAAUGUUGGCUCUGCGUGUCAAGUUCUGGGUCCCAGUACAUUUUAUCCUGCAGGAUAGUGUAAGAAAUCUCUUUUAUAUGCAAGCCAAAUCGGAUCUGUUGGAGGGACGUUUAAAUGCUCGCAAUUGGUCAAAUGCUGCUAAAUUGGCAGCAUUCCUGUGUCAGGCAGAUGGUUUAAUAUUUAAUGAGGCUACCCUGAAGGCGGAGUGUCCGUUGAAAAUGCGUCGUGAACAUGAAAAGAGGUUGCAGGAGCAACAACAACAGCUGUUACAACAACAGCAGCAGCAACAACAGUCGGCUCAGAAGGAACGCAAAGAUCGGGAUCAUGUGCUGUCGUUUAAGAAGAGGAGGCUAUCGAAACAGAAGUCCGUGGAGAAUAUAGAUACACCACAAAGUCAGGCAAAUGCUGUCGCAAAUUCCUCCUCCGCCGCCGCCUCCUCUCCCUCAACAUCCUCAGCGUCCGUAAAUUCAAACUCGGCAUCGACGACAGCUUCCACGAUGCCAGCUGCUGCUUCGACCUCCUCCUGCCCGGCCUUGACCUGUAGCUUACACCAAAAACCACUUACCUCAAGUACAAAUGAAACUACUACCAAAGUACCUAACGAAACGAAAAGUGCCUGCGAUAUUUGUAGUCUUAACGAGUCCAUAGAAAAUACCAUUAAAAAUUCUCCCCUGCGUAUCUAUCAGGAUUACGUGAUAAGGCCAGUAAAUGAAGAUGAGACCGGCCACCUGCCCGAUGAAUUUCUCAAGCAGAUAGCCGUGGAACAUGGCAAAUUGGCAAUGUUGAAAAUGUCACCCAAGUCCGCUAAAUAUUGGCUGCUGCAUGAGAUUCAAGAUCUGCCUGGCUAUGGUGAGGAAGUUUUUUGCGGUUUCACCAUUGGUGAAAAUUCGCAGCGUUGUGAUAUAGCAGUAGGAGCGCAUGGCAUACGAGUUUCAACCGGAGAUAAUGUAAAGAACAUUCCAUUUAGCGCAAUUGCUGCUGCUAAAUCGUUUAGACGUACAUUUAAACUAGAAUAUGUAGACGAUAACAAUGAUCGCCGCGAAGUGGAUAUUAAAUUACCCAAACACUGCAUUGCCGCCGGUUUGUACCGUUCCAUUACGGAGCGUCAUGCCUUCUAUGUGUGUGACAAGGUGCGCGGUGUGGUAACCAAUCAAUUUACCCGAGAUCUCAAGGGAACCAUUGCCUCGAUGUUCAAAGAAGACACCGAACUGGGCAAGAAAUACAUUUUCGAUAUUCGCCAUACGAGCCGUGAGGUAAUUGAAGAAGCCAGACGCGUUUUGCAUAAGCGUGGCAUUGUAACCUCAGUGCGUGAUAAUGAGCUGGCAUCAGCGUCAACGCCAUCCUCGUCGUCGUCGUCGGCAUCAUCGCAAAACGAUGGCACUGAAGUGGAAGACCUGGCACAUUUAAUGCCCAUUAUGAAAGGUUUCAAUGAGACUUCGGCCAAUGCGGCAGCCUCAUCGAUGGCCUGCAGUUUGGAUAUGAUGUUGCGGGAAAAAGAAGAACGUGAGGCGGCAAUUGAGCGCUGUGUUGACACUCGCAUCUCCGAGGCAAUGACAUGUAAAAUAUGUAUGGAUAAUUCCAUAAAUACCAUGUUUAAUCCCUGUUGUCAUGUUAUGGCCUGUUCCCAAUGUGCAGCCCGGUGUGAUAAAUGCCCGAAUUGUAGGGUCAAAGUUACGGAUGUGGUUAAGAUUUAUUUGCCACCUGAAUUGAGGAGUUCAUCGUCGUCGGCGGCAACUACGCCCACAAAAAGUCAUGAAACCACAGCAACAAAUGUACCUAAAUUGACAGCGGUGGCCUAA
Musca vetustissima is the source of this 2063-nucleotide messenger RNA. It is a transcript of the gene dnr1, whose product is annotated as E3 ubiquitin-protein ligase MYLIP. Lineage: Eukaryota; Metazoa; Arthropoda; Insecta; Diptera; Muscidae. The record is from RefSeq and is a predicted model, not a curated record. Gene Ontology annotation, biological process: ubiquitin-dependent protein catabolic process. Gene Ontology annotation, molecular function: ubiquitin-protein transferase activity. Gene Ontology annotation, cellular component: cytoskeleton. Bases 30 to 2063 code for a protein of 677 amino acids. The transcript has 3 exons.